Molecule: messenger RNA, 336 nt
Organism: Fusarium verticillioides 7600
Lineage: Eukaryota; Fungi; Ascomycota; Sordariomycetes; Hypocreales; Nectriaceae
Exons: 1
Coding region: 1-336 (111 amino acids)
Source: RefSeq, a predicted model, not a curated record
AUGUUUCAAGAUUGGCUGCCAGUUUUAUACAGCCCUUCUGAUGCUGUGCACCACACCACCUUCUCUUUUGCCGAGCAUCAACUGUCAGCGGCAAUGGAAUACGUACGUACUCCAACUCCACGUUGUCAACCGCCAGCUAGGACUGGUUGUUUCAGUCGAUUAUUCCUCGGCUCAUACAACCCCAUCCAUGCUCAGUUAUGGAUACUUGAUCGUUUAAUACAACCUCGAGGGUCGCAUUGCCCGGACAUGGGCUCCGGCAGAGUCAUGUUGCCUACCAUCCUCGACAUUUCACAAGUCAUGUCAACUCAUCUCGGUACUUUAUUCGAAACUGCCUAG